GGGAGAGGAAGGGCAGAGGGUUUUUGGUGGGACCCUAUGAAAUAAAAUUCUGAGCGUUUUUAUUUUUUUAUAUCACAGAAAAAAAAAAAAAUUGAACAUGAUAAGCCCUCCAUCGACUGUUAUUUUUGUACAUUCAACAGCCCAUUGGGAGGCCAUUCAACAGCAACGAGCACAGUUAUUGGGAGUUCCACCUGCACCUGAACCUGUUCAACCUAAAAGAAUCAAGAAGCCAGCACCUGCCGAUGAAAAGAUAAAGCGGUCCCAUGUGGGUAGCGCCAGUAGUCGUCGUCGAAAGCGAUGGACCAACAACAACUUCUCAGAACAUCCUCAAGCAGUACUUUAUGCUGAAGACCUUCGACCACCUGGUUAUGUCUAUAAGCAUCAUGAUGCAUCUAUUCUAGAAGGAGAGACGAUCAUCGAGCCUAUAGAACCUGUCAUACUACCUACAAUUUUAUCUAGACAUAUUAGACAUGACCUUAAAAAGGCUCAUAUUUCACAAGGUCUGGUGUCCAACUACGAGACCCAACUUGUGCAAUUCAUAGACGUUUGGUUAGAUAACCUUGAACAACUGGAUAAUAUAUGCUUAGAAAUCACAUCCAAUAAUCAAUUUGAGAGAUACGUUUUGCAUACAAUUAGUCAAUAUUACGGAUUUAGUUCAUUCAGUAAAACAAAUGAUCAAAAUAUACGAACAACAUUUAUUUUUCAUCCUGCAUACAUGAAUUACCUCACAAAAGAUGAUAGAGAUAUUGAUUAUUUGGAUGCUGCAAAUUGGAUCAUGCCUGAGAAAUCCUUUUUCGAUUACUUGUUCAAUAAAUAAUUCGGUGAAACCAUGCAAAUCAUCAACUGUCUCUCUCUCUUUUUUUUUUUUUUUUUUUUUUUUGCUAAACGCACCUUGGCAUCAUAAAUGCAUUAUUAUUACACAACAUUUUGUUUAAUAUCACAACCCGUCGUAAAAAAAC
Molecule: messenger RNA, 959 nt
Organism: Mucor mucedo
Lineage: Eukaryota; Fungi; Mucoromycota; Mucoromycetes; Mucorales; Mucoraceae
Exons: 3
Coding region: 98-817 (239 amino acids)
Molecular function (GO): nucleic acid binding
Source: RefSeq, a predicted model, not a curated record